Molecule: messenger RNA, 990 nt
Organism: Radiomyces spectabilis
Lineage: Eukaryota; Fungi; Mucoromycota; Mucoromycetes; Mucorales; Radiomycetaceae
Exons: 1
Coding region: 72-932 (286 amino acids)
Source: RefSeq, a predicted model, not a curated record
CUUCCCUACCCUUUUUUUUCUUUUUUUUUCGUUUUGCUGUUGUUGCUGUUGCUGAUCCUUGUCCGUCCUUUAUGGUUGCUUCCUGUUGCGUCCUGUGCCCUUCGUGUCGCCUGCCUUUGGUGCCUUGUGCUUCUUUGUUGCUCGUUGCUCCUUGCGCGUGUCCUGUUGUCUGUUGCCCGCCGGUUGCCGUUCUUUUCGGCAUCCUUUUUCCGCAGUGUUUCUCGCCGUCUUUGUUCUUUGCCGUUCUUUUGGCGAUCUUGUCCGCCUUUCUUUGGUGCUCCGUUUCGCUUGCUGGCCGGUCGUGGUCCGACUUCGUUGGCUUUUUCUUCUCGGUUGCCCUCGGUGGACUUUGCUGCCUGGCGUUUGGUGCGGCUACUUUUUUCUGGCCAGGACUUUUGUUUGGGCCAUUUUUCUGGGCCGGCUCUUUCCCUGGCCGCUUUCAUGACCAUUCUCUGCGGCCAUUUUCCCGGGCCUCUUCUCUUUGGGGCCCUUUUUCCGACGGACGCCUUUUUUUUCGGCCACCUUUCCUUGGUGGCCUUUCUAUGGACAACUUUCCUCCGGCACGCUUUCCCUGUGUGGCCCUUUCCCUUGGGCCACUUCCCUUGUGUGAUCUUUUUUCUGGCCACCUUUCUCGGCGGCCCUUUCUGGGGUAUUUUCUGAUUGGCCCUUUUCUGGGGGUCACUUCUCCCAUGGUGGCCUUUUCCCGGUCUAUUUUUUCGCCGGUCCUCUCCGACGUUCCUUGGAGAACUUUUUUCCUCGACCGUUUCCGCCGUGACCUCUCCUGCCGGUGGCAUUUUCUUAGACCACCAUUUCGUCGGCCCUUCCUUUGGGCCAUCAUCCCUGCCGGCCGGUUUCCCGCGUGGCCCAAGAGAAGGGCCACUUUUCCGGUGGCUCUGCCUUUGACCGUCUUUUUCUCGACGGCUUCCCUUUGAAGGGAAGCCUGAAACAAAACUCAAACAUAAAAACAAGGCCACAAUGUAUUUAAUUGAG